Messenger RNA from Medicago truncatula (barrel medic), 840 nucleotides. Its product is annotated as zinc finger protein ZAT3. The record is from RefSeq and is a predicted model, not a curated record. Lineage: Eukaryota; Viridiplantae; Streptophyta; Magnoliopsida; Fabales; Fabaceae. The coding region runs from base 1 to 840 and encodes 279 amino acids. The transcript has a single exon.
AUGAAAGGUGGAGAUAAAAAUUGGUCCGAUGAUCAUAGUAGUGGUGAUCAAUACAGGAUGAAAGAUGAUACUGUUACUGGUAAGAAGAAGAGUAAGGAAUUGGGUGGGGAAUCAUCAUCAUCAUCAUCGAACAACAUUGCUCGUACUUGCACUGAAUGUGGUAAGAUAUUCUGGUCAUGGAAGGCUCUUUUUGGUCAUAUGCGUUGUCAUCCUGAGCGUGAAUGGAGAGGCAUUAACCCUCCACCUAAUUUCAGAAGACAACAACUUGUUGUGACUCCAGAAGAACAGGAAGGUGCUGCUUCUUUGCUCUUACUUUCUAAUUCAAAUCCAAAGAACAAGAAAGCAAAAGCAAAAGCAACAACAACGGUGGUCGAUGAGGAUGAUCAGUUUGUGUGUUCGUGUUGUAACAAAGUAUUUGGAUCCCAUCAGGCACUUGGAGGACACAGGGCUAGUCACAAGAAUGUCAAGGGCUGUUUCGCCAAUACAACAACAACAAUAACCGCUUCUUCUAAUUCUACUACUGGAAGGACGUUCAUGACGCCUCACGAUGACACAAUGACUCGUGGUGGAAACGUGGAAGUGGAAGGGGAAGCGGUUAAUAAUAAUGAGAUGAUUAACUGCAUCAUCGGACACAAGUGUAGCAUAUGUUUGAGGGUAUUUAGCACUGGACAAGCACUCGGUGGUCAUAAGAGGUGUCAUUGGGAAAAAGUGGAACCCAAAACACCAACACCAACACCAACACUACCAUUUGAUUUGAAUUUCCCUUUUCCACCUCUCCCUCCUCCAGAUCAUAAUCAUUCUUCUUCUCCCCUCACUCUUGAUUUGAGGUUGGGACUUUAA